ACAUCUAACAAUUAGCAGACCUCUUUUGAAUAACACAAAGUAUCAAAAAGUACCCAAAAAAUAAAAAGAAAUAAUAACACAAACUUAGCACCAAAAAAAUAAACUAUGUCCAAAAUGUUCAUACCACAUUUUCCUCUUACCCUCUUUUUCUGUUUCUGCCUAUUUUUCUCAUUUUCAUAUGCUCAUUACAAGGAACAUGAAACUCUCCAUUGUGAUUGUUCUUGUUGCUCUGCUCAUAACAAUAGUCAUGAAAAUAUCCCCACCAAGCCUGGUCAUUCUCCCCCGGCUCACAACAAGAGCCAAGAAAUUCCCACCAAGCCUGUUCAUUUUUCCCCGGCUCACAACAGCCAAGAAAUUCCCACCAAGCCUGGUCAUUCUUCCCAAGCUCACAAUAGCAGCAAAGACAUUCCCACCAAGCCUGGUCAUUCUUCCCCGGCUCAGAACAAUGGCCGAGAGAUUCCCACCAAGCCUCGUCAUUCUUCCCCUGCUCAUAACAACAGCCAAGAAAUUCCCACCAAGCCUGGCAAUUCUUCCCCUGCACAUAACAACAGCCAGGAAGUUCCCACCAAGCCGGGUAACUCUUCCCCUGUACAUGACAACAGCCAGGAAGUUCCCACCAAACAGGGUAAUUCUUUCCCUGCUCAUAACAGCAGUAAUGAAAUUCCCACCAAGCCUGGUAAUUCUUUGCCUGUUCAGAACGACAACCCAGAAGUUCCCGCCAAUCCUGGCAACUCUUCCCGUGCUAAUAACAGUAGCCACGGCACUUCAACCAGGCAUAAUAACUUUAUAGGAUGCUUCAACAAGGUGUAUGCUUUUGGAGACUCCUAUACUGAUGCAGGAAAUGCUAAUUUAGUGGGUGGAUUGAAUGAAAAUUUCGCUCACUCAUCGAGCACUUCAGAAAAAUCAAACAAUGGUUUAUGUGAUGGACAUUUGGUGGUAGAUUUUCUAUGUGAUGCUUUUAAGCUACCACAUUUGCCACCCUUUCAGAGUAGCUCCGCAAAUUUCACAAAUGGGGCCAAUUUUGCAAUAGCCGGAUCAACAAUUCUCCCCAAAGAGGAUUUUUCAACUAAGAAAAUUACUAACCUAUUCUGGAAAGGAAUACCCUUGACCUUUCAAACUCAGAUUGAUUGGUUCAAUACGUUGAAGCAACAGAUGGGACGUAAUAAUUGCAAGGCUGAAUUGGAGAAUGCACUCUUUUGGAUAGGCUCUGUUGGUGUUAGUGACUAUGCUCGUAUACAAGGGUCCUCUCUAUCCACACAUUGGCUCACACAGCAGUCCGUCCUUCAAGUUAGCAGACUAAUCGAGGCAGCGCUGGGAAGCGGAGCAAAGUAUAUCGUAGUUCAAGGCUUACCACCAAUAGGAUGCCUUCCACUACAUAUCUCAUUAUGUCCAGUGAAAGCUGCUCUUGAUCAUAUGGGAUGUGCAGCAGCUGUCAACACAGCAGUAAUGAUCCACAACCAGAUCCUGCAAAGGAGAUUGGAAAGAUUCCGUAAAUUGUAUCCUAAUUGUCAGAUUUUAUAUGCUGACUUCUGGAAUGCAUAUCUAACAAUUAAGAUGAACCAUAAAAAGUACCAAUUUGAGGAAGAUUUCAAACCUUGUUGUGGAGCUGCAGGAGGACCAUUGAACUUCAACCUGAAUUCGUUGUGUGGCUCACCUGGCACCGUUAAAUGUAAUGAUCCAAGCAAAUAUAUCAGCUGGGAUGGUAUCCAUCUUACAGAAGCGAUGAAUCGGAAAGUCACUGAUCUUUUCCUCAAUCAAGGCUUCUGUCAACCAUCUUUCAGCGAGCUGGUCAAAAGGAAGAGUGGCAUGUAGAUUGGACUCAAUGCAACCUAGUAAAUAAUACCGCUCCGGAAAGGCCAAUCAUGAGAGCGAGAUAAUAAUAGGAAUGUUUCUUCCCUCGUAAGAAUGAGAAACUUUAGAGUAGGCAGAUUACCUCUUCUAUCACUAAUAAAUAGAUAAACUUUGUGGAGUACAAUAAAUAUUUACGCCAAGCUGCACUGUUAGUGCACGUGUAUUUUCAUACAUGAGUUUAUAUAUGUAGUAAUUUAAUGAGAACUGGAAGGAUACUCUUCCUUUAUUGAGACUUUCAA
Capsicum annuum is the source of this 2090-nucleotide messenger RNA. RefSeq names its product GDSL esterase/lipase At3g48460. The transcript is spliced from 3 exons. Lineage: Eukaryota; Viridiplantae; Streptophyta; Magnoliopsida; Solanales; Solanaceae. The record is from RefSeq and is a predicted model, not a curated record. Gene Ontology annotation, molecular function: hydrolase activity, acting on ester bonds. Bases 106 to 1812 code for a protein of 568 amino acids.